Messenger RNA from Phacochoerus africanus (Common warthog), 4169 nucleotides. RefSeq names its product translocase of inner mitochondrial membrane 10B (gene TIMM10B). Bases 43 to 354 code for a protein of 103 amino acids. The record is from RefSeq and is a predicted model, not a curated record. The transcript is spliced from 3 exons. Gene Ontology annotation, cellular component: mitochondrial intermembrane space chaperone complex. NCBI's taxonomy places the organism in Eukaryota, Metazoa, Chordata, Mammalia, Artiodactyla, Suidae.
AAGCUGUAACGGAAGUGGCGUAGGUUGUGCGCCGGCGGCGUGAUGGAACAGCAACAGCAGCAGCAGCAGCAGCUGAGAAACUUGCGGGACUUCCUGUUGGUCUACAAUCGGAUGACGGAACUCUGCUUCCAGCGCUGCGUGCCCAGCCUGCAUCACCGAGCUCUGGAUGCCGAGGAGGAGGCCUGUCUGCACAGCUGUGCCGGGAAGCUGAUCCAUUCCAACCACCGCCUCAUGGCCGCUUACGUGCAGCUCAUGCCUGCCCUGGUACAGCGCCGCAUCGCUGACUACGAGGCUGCCUCAGCUGUGCCAGGUGUUGCUGCUGAACAGCCAGAAACCUCGCCAUCUGGCAGCUAGCUGUCCUCAACGCUGAGAAGGGAGGCACUGGAUGGACCCUCACGUUGAAGGAGCAGUGGACCUUGGGCAAGGUGGAGCCUGUAUGUAGAGAAUGAGGAGUUGCCUGAGAGCUAGGUACUGUUGCUCCUUUUCCUGGAGCUAAUAAACCUGCUCUAAUCUGUGCGGUUGAUAUUCUGGGCAGGGAGAAAUUGCCUUCUGUGUGUGGAAGGAAAACCUCAGCAUUCCCAGGCACCUGGUUAAAGGAAGGUCUGUGGGUACAGCUUUAAAAUUGGCAACAAGACGCUGGUUCGUGCCCAGACGGCAGAGAAAAUGGGAACUCUGUCCUUAAAUCUGUCUGACUUAAAUGGUUCGCUUAGCGAUAUCUAAGGACCAUGGGUUAAGAAACCACAGGGCUUUUAGGCACCACCUCUUCGAAAGUCAGUAGCCCCAGACAGAUGAAACCUAUAGGACUUCUGGGUGUUCUAGAACGUUAACCACUCCCCCAAGUUGUUACUUUCUUUAAUAUUUUUGUACUCCCAGAAAUUGAGCAGUAAAUCCUUUAAACCGAGGAGGUCUUUGUGCUCGUCUUCAGGAGCAGUCAGAAAGGGGAAACUUGGGAACCCAUAUUCUGCAUUAUAGUCAGACUCAAGGGAGAGAAACCCACAGAAGUAGAGGGUGGUGGCUAAGGGGACAAAAACAAAACAAAACAAAAAAAAACGGAAGAAAGGAAAACCUUCAGGUCUUUUGGAUGUUACGCCCUUGUCUCACUGCUCGCCUGUGAUCUCCUAAUUCCAGCCCUGCCCCCUACUCUGCAUUGUCCCAGCUGUACCUAUCCCGUGGUUUCUAAUUCCAGCCUCUCCAUUCUUUCCUCAUUAUUGCCUCCCUUGUGGAGUUUACCUCUGUAUUCAGCAGUCUCAGUGGCAUGUCACUCCAUCCCUGAAUUUUUUUGCUGCCCUUGUGUCCUUUUUGUAUCAUUCCACCUGUUUUACUUAUUUACUAUUAUUUACUUUUUGGCCAUGCCAUGGCAUGCAGAAGUUCCCAGGCCAGGGAUCAAACUGGAGCCACAGCAGUGACAAUGCCGAGUUCUUAACUGCUCGGCCACCAGGGAAAUCCCAGUCCAGCUGUUUUAACUUUUCUGGUCCUCCAUUCACACGACUGGGGGAAAACACAGCUGUGUAAUGAAUGCCACUAAAUACUCCCAGUCCCAGCUGCAACCAAGUUCUCACUACCAACAAACAGCACUUUGAGGGUUCCUGGUCUGUUUGCUCUUCUCAUCACCAUGGCAGCUGUUUACACCUUCACUGCUCUCCCUAACCCCCCACCUCACCCUCAGCUAUUCCCCCUUCGGUGACCAUGCUUCGUUUUUAUAAUGGAAAUGGGAGCUUUUAGACAAAAGCUUGGUUGGUUCCCACAGUAGUACUUUUUCAAAAAACUUGAAACCACCCACAAAACAGGUGUUUUCUCCCCCUAUACAGGUCAGGAUAUUGAAUUCUUCUGGUAGCAGACUCUGAAAAGGCAGAUCUGACUUUACGAUGUACUUAAAGUAUAUCUCUUUAAGGGAACUAUACUAGCCUGGUGUCGUUCUCUUUGCUAUACCAGGCUGCUUCUCAAAAUCGUCUCUUGAGCACCCACUUUGUAUAGGUUCUGGUUUUGAUAUUAUCCCCACUUGAGAGAUGAGGAGGUAAGAAUUCAGUAUGUAUCAGAAGCCACUGAAAUCUCCUUCAGGUCUUCCCGUGAAGUGUCCCAUGGGCAUAAUGAGAGCAGUGUGACAUUUGAAGCACAACUCGAGGAUAAGCUUUGACAAAGCUUUAUCCCUUUAUCACACAAAUUAUUACACAGGUUUCACUGGAGCAGUCAGGCCAUUGCUUCCACUUUUUCUCCGUUAACACCUUCCUGUCAUUAGAUUCCUGUCAAGCUUAAAUUCUAGCCAUUUGCUUGGAACAGGCUAGAUGUCCUUGCUUCUCUUUGUUGGACUUGGAUAAGAUGAACCAUCUGUGCAUGCAUUUAGGCUUAUAAGGGAGUCAUUGUAGGGAGGAUUUAUAUCACCGUGAAUCCGUGGUUAUCAACUUCAGAUGGAGCCUCAGCCCCUGUAAUCCCACUAGAUUUUUCAAGUCAGCUUUCCUGUUCCCUGCAGUGACUAUUUCAAACCAGGAUUCUACCUGCACCGUCUCCUCGCUUUCUGCUGGUAGCCUUGUUUUUACCUCGUUAGCAAAUGUCGAAGCUGUCAGUGGGGAGCUCCCGCAACUUCUCACAACCCCAAACCCACCUACACCUGCGUCAUUCUCUCCUCUCUCCCUCCUGUCGAAACAGGACCAGCGUCCCUCUUAAGGCCCAGUGCCUGUUGCUGCGCCUCCAUCCCAGCCCUCCCUCCUGUGGAGAGUGCUGACGUUUCCCCCCCUGAUUCUUCUCAGCAGCGUCUUAAUGAGCUAAAGAGCCCGGUGCAGCAAACAAGCCCCUGCCGCCCGGGCACCAUCCAGUUUGUUUCUGCUUUUACAGCCCUGACUUCUCCCCAUUGCUGUUCCACCCAGUCUGUUUGGACUUCUGCAGCCUUUACUCUGUUGGAAGAGUUCUUCCCGAGGUCACCCCAGCUCACCAAGGGACCUUCACCUGCUUGGAGCCAGUGGUGGUUUCCCCAGCUUCCUUCACUUCUCAGGGGCGUCUGGUGCUGUUGCCGAGUCCCUCAUCGCCGCUCUCAUCAGUGUCUGUGAUUCCACUUGUGGUCUCACUGCUGCCACCUCUGGCCACAGCUUCUUAGCCUCCUUUGUAGGCCUUGUCUCCUCCAGCCGUUAAAUCCAAACGUUUCUUUCUGAGUAUAAUCUCUCUGGAAAUGUUUUAUCCCCACGCUGAGCUUUAGUUACUGUGACUCAGAUCUGACCCCUGAGCCAUCUGAUUGAUAUUUCUACUGAGGUGUUUCAAGAGUAUCCCAACCGGGCAGCUCCGAGGUAGUCCUGUGGUUGGAGUUGCGUGCUUGUACCGCUGCGGCCAGGGUUCAGUCUCUAGUCGGGAAAGAGAUCCCACCUCAAGCUACUGCACACUGUGGAGCCGGGGGGCGGGGAUCCCAACUCGGUAUGGUGCCUCCUGAACUUUCUCACUGGGCCUGGUGCUCCACCGGCUGCAGAAGCUAGAAACCUCACUCAUCCCUUCACUCGGUUGUCAGAUCAUCAGUUUACGUUUCUAAAAAUCCCUUGAUUCCGUCUGCUUUUCUUCAUCUUCACAGUCUCCCACCAGGGUUCUUGCAGUUCCUGGCCCCCCCCCCCCCCGCCCUACGUCUACUUCUGCACCCUCCGGUCUAUUCCGCACUCACCGGCCAGAAGAUACAGACUGCUGCUUAAAACCUUGCAGCAGCUUCCCAUUCUUAGGAUAAAAACUGACAUUCUUGACCAACAAGGCCCUGUGUGAUCCAGCCCCUGCCUGCCUUGAUCUCGUGACUGUCAAACCCUGGGCACUUAAUACUGCUUGUUGACCCGAACGGGGCCGCACCUCACUCACUCACUCGCUGGCUUUGUGCUCUAACCCCCUGGGCCUUUCAGUUCCCGCAACCUGUCUCACCUCUGUCGUCUCAGGGCCUUUGCACCUGCUGUUUCCUGGCUUGCAAUGCUUUCCCCUGACCCUACCUACGUCUACUCAUUCUUACAUACUUAGUUUAAAUACUGUUUCCUCAAACGACUCUUUCCGGGGCUCCAGCUUCCGUAAUCCCUCCUGUUUGGGGCCUGUAGCCUUGUGCACUUGGUAAUUAUAAACCUCAGGAGGUCAGAGUCCUUGUCCUUAUUGCUCACCAUUGAAUCCUUAUCAGUGCCGGGUGUGUAAAAGGGCUUAAUAAACAUUUGUUGAAUGAA